Messenger RNA from Phyllopteryx taeniolatus (common seadragon), 2426 nucleotides. RefSeq names its product RAB35, member RAS oncogene family b (gene rab35b). Lineage: Eukaryota; Metazoa; Chordata; Actinopteri; Syngnathiformes; Syngnathidae. Gene Ontology annotation, molecular function: GTPase activity; GTP binding. The transcript has 6 exons. Gene Ontology annotation, biological process: endocytic recycling. Gene Ontology annotation, cellular component: plasma membrane; endosome membrane. The record is from RefSeq and is a predicted model, not a curated record. Bases 244 to 849 code for a protein of 201 amino acids.
ACAGAGGAGGAAGCGGAGUUUCCGGCUGCUUGGCGGUACAGAACCGAUUGCCGAACCCCCGAGAAAAACGACGCCGGCUCGGGGCGACCGGUUUAUCGCAACGGUAGUUUUUUCCCAGCAACAUUGGGGGGUCCGGGGUCGUGUGUGUGUUGUUUUUUUUUUUAAAAAAAGAAAACAAGGGACUUGACCCACAAACGGUCCAAAGAAGCGGCUCAAGGCGGGAGUGAGCCACGAUCCGCCGGCAUGGCCAGGGACUACGAUUACCUAUUCAAACUGCUCAUCAUCGGUGACAGCGGAGUGGGGAAGAGCAGUCUCCUGCUUCGUUUCGCAGACAACACAUUUUCAGGUAGCUAUAUCACCACAAUUGGAGUGGACUUCAAGAUCCGGACGGUGGAGAUCAAUGGGGAGAAGGUGAAGUUACAGAUCUGGGAUACAGCAGGACAGGAGCGCUUUCGCACCAUCACAUCCACGUAUUACAGAGGAACGCAUGGGGUCAUCGUGGUAUAUGACGUCACGAGCGCAGAGUCCUUUGUCAACGUCAAACGAUGGUUACAUGAAAUCAACCAGAACUGUGAUGAUGUGUGUCGAAUAUUAGUGGGAAACAAAAACGAUGACCCCAACUCCAAGGUGGUGGAGACCACCGACGCGCAGAAGUUUGCGGAACAAAUGGGCAUCAACCUGUUUGAGACGAGCGCAAAAGAGAACAUCAAUGUUGAAGAGAUGUUCAACUGCAUCACCGAGCUGGUGCUCCGAGCCAAGAAGGAGGUGCUGGCCAAGCAGCAACAGCAGCAACAGAACGACGUGGUCAAACUGACUCGGAACAGUAAACGGAAGAAAAAGUGCUGCUAGCGAAUGCCGCACAAAGGUCGCUGGCGGCAGGGGCGUUCUUCACGGUCGCGUACACACCGGAUGGGACUGAGAAAGUCUAAAUUAAAGAGCAGAUAAAGAGUUAAGAAAUAUACGAUAAAGAUUCAAGACAAAUACACGUCCCCUUUGGACAAAGUAAUCAUGAAGAAAUAUAUGUACAGAUUUUAUUAUUCAAGGUGUGAUCAAAAAGUCUUAUUUGGAAUUCAGCAGCAGGUCCUCCUUUUCUUAAAGGAUCUGCAAAUUGACAACUGACUGCCAUCACGCUCCAGUAUAGAUGCGCUUCAUCACGUCGUCGUCAUAUAUCGGUCUCGUCCUUCCUUUUCACUUUCAUCUUCCUCUUCCUCACUGCACAGGACAUUCAGCGCUCGAGGAGAGGGGCCUUUCUUUCUUGACUUUUUUUUCUAGUUCUAUUCUUUUGGGCUGCUGGGGAUAUUGGGAGAUGACGAGCGGGGAGGGUAACCUACUUUACCACGGCUCACGCCAACACAUCCUGAUGAAAUACAAAAAUGUUUGCUUGAGGCAAAAUAAAAUUCUGAUCGGUAGUCUAACCCAUUGGACAGCACUGCUAACUUUUCAUCUUUUUUUGUUUUUGCCAAGCUUCCUUCUAACAUUCAGCAAUGCUGAGCCAACAACCUGCCUGAUUUGACAUUUUCUUCUAAACUUUACGUUUGAUUUUGAAGUGUGGCAGAGCUGUAGAACUACUGCAGUCUUAAUACACUUUCACCUGUCCCUUUAAUUUUUUUUAACGGUGAUACAGUUCAGUGGCAGUGCGCCUGAUUGUUGCCAUAGUAACACCUGGGGGUCCUAUGGCAAGCCGUUGGGACAUUUAUUCAAUAUCUUACUACUGUGCUGAAUUAUCCAUGUACUAGUACGCUGUCAUCACAAGUAGGACAAUUCAGCACAUUAGUAGAAUGACAAGGACGCACUCGCAGAAGGACUAGCGCGUUACGAUAGGUAUACAAGUUCAUGGACAAUUGAGUGCACUAGUAGGACAUGGAAUAAGUUGUCAAACAGCGUUCGUUCGGGUCCUCGGGCUGCAGACACUUCCGGCCCCCUUUUUCUUCAGGUGACUGCUCAUCAGCGCCUCCAGUUGGUCCUUCGUGAGGCACUUUUGUUUUUUGGAGAGCUGGACAGAGGCGCAACCAUCACUUGAUGUGAGCAUGCUUAGGUUCCACAUCCAUCUGCCUUUUUGACCCCUGCAGCCUGAUGAAAUAGUGUCAAACUCCCACACGCUAUGGUUACCACUUGAUUAAGUGUAUGUAUAUAGAAAUAUCUCUGUUAAUAUUCAACACGUCACGGGCAACGCGUGAGAACAUGCCCCGCCCGUGUGUGUUCUUAUUGAACACACUCUUCAGCUGUGGUUUGCUGUACACUGGAGAAAAAGAGAUGUGCUAUUCAGUUUUUUCCCUUGAUGAAUUUAAUUCGUAAUAACCGUUUGGAAAGGAAUACAUAUUGGACACAUAACGACUGAGCUCAUUUGUCAGUGACUUGUGGCCUGACUUUAUUUUCAACCUGUGUCUAUUUUUGGAUUUUGUGAAUAAAGUGUGGGAGGAAGUGUA